AUUAUUACAUAUAAUAUAUAAAAUAUAUUUAUGAAAAUAUUGCAUAAUUUUCGAAAAAAUAAAUAAAUAAGUAUCAAAUAAACCUAUUUUAUUUUAAAUAAUUUUACAAAUAUACAUUGUUAAAACUUACAUGGCGAAUUCAUUAGAGGAGACCUUAACACGACUUCCGAAGAUGGUUGUUUUUGAUUUAGAUUAUACAUUGUGGCCAUUUUGGGUUGACACUCAUGUGAAUCCUCCUUUUCAUAAAAAUGGUGCUGGUAAAGUGGUCGAUUAUAGAGGAAGUGUAAUUAAACAUUAUCCAGAUACACCAAAAGUCUUGAAAUAUCUUCAGGAAAAAAAUAUUGGCAUAAGUGUGGCUUCAAGAACUGGAGAAACUGAUGGUGCUGAGCAACUUAUACAAUUAUUUGGUUGGAAUAAAUAUUUUCAAAACAAACAAAUUUAUCCCGGUAGCAAAGACACACAUAUAAAUAAGAUAAGCAAAAAAUGUAAUAUCAAACUGGAGGAUAUGAUUUUUUUUGAUGAUGAGCAACGGAACAUUGUUGAUUUAGAGCGCUUAGGAGUAGUAUCAAUAUUGGUAAAAAAUGGAAUGACUAUGCAAGUAUUAAUGAAUGGUUUGAAAAAGUUUUCAGAAAUGAGAUCAAAUAUGUAAUUGUUAUGUUAUUGUUAUAUAAGUAUUAUGAUCACAAAUAAAAUGCUAUAUAAGACAUA
Rhopalosiphum maidis (corn leaf aphid) is the source of this 708-nucleotide messenger RNA. RefSeq names its product magnesium-dependent phosphatase 1-like. Lineage: Eukaryota; Metazoa; Arthropoda; Insecta; Hemiptera; Aphididae. Gene Ontology annotation, molecular function: acid phosphatase activity. The coding region runs from base 131 to 649 and encodes 172 amino acids. The record is from RefSeq and is a predicted model, not a curated record. The transcript is spliced from 4 exons.